AUGACGAAGGCAGCUUCUUCAACUGAUCAAAAGAAUGGAUUGAAGAAAGGUCCGUGGACUCCCGAAGAAGAUCAGAAGCUUGUCGAUUACAUUCAUAAACAUGGGCACGGCAAAUGGCGUACUCUUCCCAAGAAUGCCGGACUUAAGAGAUGUGGAAAGAGUUGCCGGCUACGCUGGACAAACUACUUAAGGCCAGAUAUAAAGCGAGGCAGAUUCUCGUUCGAGGAAGAAGAAACCAUCAUCCAGUUACACAGUGUUUUGGGAAACAAGUGGUCCACGAUUGCUGCUAGCUUGCCGGGAAGAACAGAUAAUGAGAUCAAGAAUUAUUGGAAUACCCAUAUCAAGAAAAGGCUGUUGAAGAUGGGGAUUGAUCCAGUGACUCACACGCCAUGCUUGGAUAUUCAACAACUCUCCUCCAUUCUCAACUUUUCUCUCUACGACUCACCUCGUGUUAACCAUCCUCCCCACUUUGGAAUGGCAAAUAAUAUAUUAAAUCCAAGCCUCUUAAGCUUGCUCGCAGCUUUCUUGUCAUCAUCUCAGAACCCAGAUGCGUCGAAUCAAACUUUCCAGCAAAAUUACCAGCUGAAUAACUCUAUCCAGACCUUCCCUCUUCAAGAAAACCAGUCUUGUGCUGCUUCACAGCCUCUAUCUCUGGAAUCUCAACUCAUGAGAGACAAAAUAGAUCAAAUGAUCUCUCCUCCAGAUACCACUAAUUUUAGCUACCAAAGUAGCCUACCAAAUGAGGGGCAGUGCCAAGGAGGUCAUAAUUACCCUACCAGUCUUUUGGAGAGUCAUCAGAUUGCACUAAACACCAGAGGCGAGCCGAAUUUCACUUUAGGGUCAUUGAUAUCGUACUCGACACCUUCAUCUUCUACUAGCCCGAGCAAUUUGAAUUCGUCAGCAUCUUCCACAACAUUCGUCAAGGGUGCCACUGAAGAGGAAAGGGACACUUACUGCAGCAACAUGCUGAUGUAUAACAUCUCAAAUGGCUUAAAUAUUGAUGGCCCUUGUAUUUUGUGACUUUUGCGAUGAGAGAGUGAACUGGUGUGCAAAUUGUGGGACGCUUCACAGAUUUGUCAAUACCACCGAAAGAUUUAUUUGUUUGGGUUUCAGACUUGGUUCUGACACAUCCAUAUGAAUCAAUUUACUUCGUACUUGA
Molecule: messenger RNA, 1159 nt
Organism: Neltuma alba
Lineage: Eukaryota; Viridiplantae; Streptophyta; Magnoliopsida; Fabales; Fabaceae
Product: transcription factor MYB41-like
Exons: 3
Coding region: 1-1020 (339 amino acids)
Source: RefSeq, a predicted model, not a curated record